UUUGAAGAUUGCCGCCAUCGAGGCAUUUGCCGCUGGUAAAAUCCAUAAUCUGCUUGGUAGUAGGGUUAUAACGGAACGAUUGCCCUCCGUGACCGUGACAAGCCCACAUGGCCAGAUUAGUCCCGUCCGCAGUACCACCUCCCCAGACCGAAGCACAUUGUGUUGGGGUAUCUGCGGCCGGGAUAAGACCCCAGUUGUUGAUGAAACCAGACACGGGGAUGCCAGCACCGGGAGGACCGGGUUGUCCUGGAAUGCCUUGCGGUCCAACAGGUCCAGCGGGUCCAGUGGGUCCAGCGGGUCCAGCCGGCCCCAUAGCACCGGGAGCACCUGCAGGACCUAUCGGGCCUGGUGGGCCCUGCAAAUCCUGCAACCCCAUAGCCCCAGGAGGACCAGUGAUUCCAGUCGAACCCGCAGAUGUGACAGUACUUACCAGCCCGGUCGUUGCAUUGGUGCUUGUGAUGGUCGGGGAUAUCGCGGAAACGGCAGCCGGUGUCGACGACACGAUAGAGGCGGGCGCCGGUGCUGGUGCUGGUGUGGAUACAGGUGUGGGUGUGGACGCAGCCGUCGAUGGUGAUGCAGGUGCUGCUACUUGCUCCAUACGACGAGUGAAUGGGUUGUAUUUGUAAGCGACACCGGAUCCGGUCGACGCUGGUAGAAACGACUCGACUCCCUUCUUUGUAUAGUAAUACAUGACCAUAAAUC
Polychytrium aggregatum is the source of this 702-nucleotide messenger RNA. RefSeq lists its product as uncharacterized. The record is from RefSeq and is a predicted model, not a curated record. The transcript has a single exon. NCBI's taxonomy places the organism in Eukaryota, Fungi, Chytridiomycota, Chytridiomycetes, Polychytriales. The coding region runs from base 108 to 626 and encodes 172 amino acids.